AUAGCGGUGCGGGAAACGCCUUCGUCUAGAAGUGCCUCGAAAUCGUCAGGCCGCGGCCCUGGCCUUCGCUGAACAAGCCAGCGGCCCAAUGAAUCUCAACACCAUCUCCGUGACCAGUUCAAGCCUCGACGAAGAUUCACAGUCUACCUCAUCAAGUCUGGCGUCUGGGUCAUCACGUAGCAGCAACCCCCCACUUGACUCCCCCACAGAGGAACUUAUCACAACCGAGAUUGAGAACAGUGUCCAACGUCGCUUCUUCCCACGGGGAACAAAAAUGUACAUGCUACUCUGCGUGAAUACAAGCAGGCGAUUGAUCAAGUUGGCCAACGUCGAUGUUACGGAUAUGGACGAUGAUGAGAAAGUUUUCAACAAGUUGCGAGAAGCGUAUGGGGAUCUUCGCAAGAAGAAAUGGUACUCGCGUCUUGUGAAACCGAAGACUAUGCAUUACAUCAAGGUAUCCUUGUUCUCACUGAACCCUACAAGCAAAAACUCGAACGAGAUACUGAAUUUUAAUAGUUUAGGCUCUUGUACCUGCAGAAGUCUCAAGAGUGCGUCACCCACUACGAAGUCGACUCUAUCCCAUCAAUCAAGGAAGUCAUGCGCGAGGAAUAUCUCUAUGAUCCCUGUCCACCCGAACAUGGAGAUUUUCCUAUCCCGCCUGACAUUUUUAUGCACAUAUUUAAAUAUCCUGGAGAUCAUAUCGGUAUGGCUACCGAGAUGCUUCCCAAAAAGCUCUACAGCAAGGUGUGUUGGGUCAACUCGGUCCAUCAUUCUCGGAACUUGCCGUAUGGCUGGGGCUUUUACAUCGUCGAAGAAGUUGACUGGGCUUUGGUCGCCUGGUGGGUUUUUGGCAUGGUCAUUUUAUUAACGACCUUGACUAUUGCCUGGUCUGCCGUGACGAAGGAUGUCCAGGGCGGGACAGGAAUCGGGUCAUACUCGAUCGCUGCAUUGGCUCUCUUGGUAUCAGUUAUUAUCCUUGGAACUAGAUCCAUCGAAGGCACAGUUCUAGAUAAUUAAUUCGUUACAAGUAAUAUUUUUAUACAUGAUUAAGAAUGCUUUAGUCAUGGAAACCCUAGAUAUUAUUUGGUCAGUAGG
Molecule: messenger RNA, 1095 nt
Organism: Ilyonectria robusta
Lineage: Eukaryota; Fungi; Ascomycota; Sordariomycetes; Hypocreales; Nectriaceae
Exons: 1
Coding region: 89-868 (259 amino acids)
Source: RefSeq, a predicted model, not a curated record